ACUGAAAAAGCAGUAUUUAUAACACUGGAAUUUGUGGAUAAUUUGUUAAAAUGGCAGAAAAUAGUGAAAGUAUUAGCAAAAAUGUAGAUGUAAGGCCCAAAACUAGUCGAAGUAGAAGUGCUGACAGAAAGGACGGUUAUGUGUGGAGUGGAAAGAAAUUAUCUUGGUCAAAAAAGAGUGAAAGUUGUUCAGAUGCGGAAACAGUGAAUGCUGUAGAGAAAACUGAAGUUCCUUUAAGGAGCCAAGAAAGGAAGCACAGCUGUUCAUCCAUCGAGUUGGAUUUAGAUCAUUCCUGUGGGCAUAGAUUUUUAGGCCGAUCUCUUAAACAGAAACUGCAAGAUGCUGUGGGGCAAUGUUUUCCAAUAAAGAAUUGUAGUGGUCGGCACUCUUCGGGGCUUCCAUCUAAAAGGAAAAUUCAUAUCAGUGAACUCAUGUUAGAUAAGUGUCCUUUCCCACCUCGAUCAGAUUUAGCCUUUAGGUGGCAUUUUAUUAAACGACACACUGCUCCUAUAAAUCCCAAAUCCAAUGAAUGGGUAAACACAGACUUGUCUCAGAGUGAAUUGAGGGAUGGUCAGCUAAAACAAAGAAGAAACGUGGAAGAAGAGGUAAACUGCUUCUCACAUAGCAAUGUUCAGCCCUGUGUCAUAACCACCAACAGCGCUUCAUGUAGAGGUGGUCCUGUGACUGGCUCUGUGAUGAACCUGGUUUCAAAUAACAGUAUAGAAGAUAGUGAUAUGGAUUCAGAUGAUGAAAUUAUAACACUUUGCACAAGUUCCAGGAAAAGAAACAAACCCAAAUGGGAAAUGGAUGAAGAAAUCCUGCAGUUGGAAACACCUCCUAAGUACCAUACCCAGAUUGAUUAUGUCCACUGUCUUGUACCAGACCUCCUUCAGAUCAAUAACAAUCCAUGUUACUGGGGAGUUAUGGAUAAAUAUGCAGCUGAAGCUCUACUAGAGGGAAAACCAGAGGGUACCUUUUUACUGCGAGACUCAGCACAGGAAGACUAUUUAUUCUCAGUUAGUUUUAGACGCUAUAGUCGUUCUCUUCAUGCUAGAAUUGAACAGUGGAAUCACAACUUUAGCUUUGAUGCACAUGAUCCUUGUGUCUUCCAUUCUCCUGACAUUACUGGGCUCCUAGAACAUUAUAAGGACCCGAGUGCCUGUAUGUUCUUCGAACCACUUUUAUCCACUCCUUUAAUUCGGACUUUCCCCUUUUCCUUGCAGCAUAUAUGCAGAACAGUUAUUUGUAACUGUACAACUUAUGAUGGCAUUGAUGCCCUUCCAAUUCCUUCUUCUAUGAAAUUAUAUCUGAAGGAAUAUCACUAUAAAUCAAAAGUUAGAGUACUCAGGAUUGAUGCAACAGAACAAUGCUAGGGAAAGUGUGGGAAUAUGGGAAUGAUUAUAUACAUAUUUUCAUUUAAUAUUUUAUUUUUCUUAUGUCACUUUGAAUUUUUCUACAAGGGCAGUUGAAAUAAAUCUCUGCCCUAAAUUUUACUUCCAGAUCAGUUUAUUUUUCUUAUGAUAAACUAAUUGUUUAAAGUUACACACUAGGGGUUAAUGAAUAUUUUUGACCAGGUGUUUGGUUUUUGUUUUUACCAAAUAGAUUGUAUGCUUACUUAAUUUUUUUUCUUAAUUGUAAUUCGCUUACAAUCCAGGGAUAUUUGGAAUUUGGUAGGCGUUGC
Messenger RNA from Neomonachus schauinslandi (Hawaiian monk seal), 1681 nucleotides. RefSeq names its product suppressor of cytokine signaling 4 (gene SOCS4). NCBI's taxonomy places the organism in Eukaryota, Metazoa, Chordata, Mammalia, Carnivora, Phocidae. The record is from RefSeq and is a predicted model, not a curated record. Gene Ontology annotation, molecular function: 1-phosphatidylinositol-3-kinase regulator activity. The coding region runs from base 51 to 1373 and encodes 440 amino acids. Gene Ontology annotation, cellular component: phosphatidylinositol 3-kinase complex. Gene Ontology annotation, biological process: phosphatidylinositol phosphate biosynthetic process; intracellular signal transduction. The transcript has a single exon.